Felis catus (domestic cat) is the source of this 1610-nucleotide messenger RNA. RefSeq names its product olfactory receptor 7E24-like. Gene Ontology annotation, cellular component: membrane. The coding region runs from base 247 to 1239 and encodes 330 amino acids. Gene Ontology annotation, biological process: G protein-coupled receptor signaling pathway. The record is from RefSeq and is a predicted model, not a curated record. Gene Ontology annotation, molecular function: olfactory receptor activity; G protein-coupled receptor activity. Lineage: Eukaryota; Metazoa; Chordata; Mammalia; Carnivora; Felidae. The transcript has a single exon.
GCCACCCAGGCGCCCCUAAAUAUUUCUAUGUUUAUAUAUUUAGAUGCUUGUCUAACAUUCUUUGGCUCAAUGUCUUCAUGAUGGGUAUAUGUAGAAACAGGUAAAUUGCCAAGACACCAAUCAGGAAAGAGUUCUAAGAAGAGUUUACAAUUGAGAAAUGUUGCUGAAGGUAACAGGAGGUAGGAUCCUCAAGUGUGAAUGCUUUACUUAUGAAUUGCUUGAAUCAAAAUAUUCACACUUAGCUGGAUGUCUCUACACUUGUUUUGUUUAUUCAGCACUCUCUUCUUUUUCAAGAGGUGUCCCAUCUUCAUGGAACCACAGAAUCUAACUGGUGUCUCAGAAUUCUUCCUCAUGGGACUCUCAGAUGACCUGGAACUACAGCCCCUUCUCUUUGGGCUGUUCCUGUCCAUGUACCUGGUCACUGUGCUGGGGAACCUGCUCAUCAUCCUGGCUGUCAGCUCUGACCCCCACCUCUACACACCCAUGUACUUCUUCCUUUCCAACCUGUCCUUGGCUGACAUUGGUUUCAGUACCACUACGAUCCCCAAGAUGCUGUUGAACAUUCAAACACACAGUAGAUCUAUCACCUAUGCAGACUGCCUAACUCAGGUGUCCUUUUUUUUCCUAUUUGGAUGUUUGGACAAUCUACUCCUGGCUGUGAUGGCAUAUGACCGGUUUGUGGCCAUUUGUCACCCCCUGCACUACCCAGUCAUCAUGAACCCAUGCCUCUGUGGCUUUUUGGUCCUCGUGUCAUUUUUCAGCAGCCUUUUGGACUCUCAGAUUCACUGUUUGAUGGUGUCACAACUUACCUUCUGCACAAGUGUGGAAAUUCAUCAUUUCUUUUGUGAUGCACCUCAACUUCUCCACCUUGCCUGUUCUGAUACCUCCAUCAAUACCAUACUAAUAUAUUUCAUGGGGGCCAUUUUUGGUGGCAUUCCACUCUCAGGGAUCCUUUGCUCUUAUACUCGAAUUGUUUCCUCCAUUCUGAGAGUCCCAUCAACAGGCGGGAAGUACAAAGCUUUUUCUACCUGUGGCUCUCACCUAUCAGUUGUUUGCUUGUUUUACGGAACAGGUCUUGGGGUAUACCUCAGUUCAUCUGUCUCCCCCUACCCUAGGAAGGGUGCAGUGGCCUCGGUGAUGUACACUGUGGUCACCCCAAUGCUGAACCCCUUCAUCUACAGCCUGAGAAACAAGGAUAUCAAGAGAGCACUGUGGGGGAUUAUCAGCAGGACAGACUAAUCUCAGCAUGUGUCUUAUCCUUUUCGGUUCAUUGCACUGCAAAAUGCAGCAAAUCAAACAUGCACAAGACAUUCUGGAUGUGCAGUCACAUGGUAUAGGUACCUGUAUGGAUCUCUGGUUUUUGCUUACACAAUUUUUCCUCUUCGCAUAGCUCUAAUGGAACUGGGAGAUUAUUUUGGGCUCCCCAUUUAAAUGAUAACCUCUGCAGGAUUAUGUAUAUAUCCAUAUAUCCCUCUCACUUUCCUUUUGCAUUACCCAGGACUCUUGGUCAUGAGCAGUCUUGUUUCUAUCAAUGCAAAAUAAUCAUAACUCUGUCUUGUUAUUUAUUGUUUCUAUACUUUUCCUGAGAUUCCUCCCACCCACCCCAUCCA